GGAAAAGCACGGAGGAAGAGGUGUCCGUCCGAGGGCAAACUUAAAGAGGGAUUCCUCGUAAGAGAAGUCAUCAGUGAUAGCCGUCUUCGCGGUUCCGAUUGUUCGGAGCUCAAGUUGCCUCGGCUCGAGAAAGCGUUCAUAUGCCAACUCGUUUCCAUCAGGACGCCAUGGAAACACGAAGCGAGAGGCAAAAGAUGCAGCAGAAAUUUUGAGAAAAUUGAGAAAAGGGACAGGAGGAAGAAGCACGUGGAUAAUGCUGCACGGGGCUCUACCGAGGGCCUUCCUGGCCCCAGGUCUAAGCUACAUGAGCUAUUACAGCGAAGAGAUUCAUCACCCGGCCUAUGUCGCGCCGCCGACCACGUGGCACAUCCCGAUGGACGACCCGUCCUCGCCGAUCUACUCCAGGAUCCCAGCGGCCGAGCACCACGCGUCCUUGCAGUCCUGGGAAUCCUCGAGGUCCUCGACGCCGUGUCCCCUGGAUCUUUCCUUGAAACCGCCACCGACGCCCAACACCCCGAAGACGGAGGAGAUAAUCGAGGUGGGCGACGAGAAGGAUCUCAGAAUUCGGGAGGAGAUCCAGACUCAUGUCGAGGGCCGCAGAGACAGCGAGGAGGAGCAACAGCUGAUCGUCGACGACCUGGACACUUUACGGACCUCCUCGGCGCAGAGUCAUCAAAGUCAGUACGAACGUCUGAUGCUUAACAAAGAAUCCGCUCGCUUCCACGACUCGCUAGUCGACAAGAUCCACCAUCUUCCCGAAGAGAGCACUCGACUGUCGUCGUAUCCCGGGAACGAGCUCGCCGCCAAGUACCAGUUGCACAGUCAGAAGCUCCUUCUGAGCCCGACGCACAUGCAAUCGAUGCAGAGUUAUCAUCAGCAACUGCUUUUAACGCCGCAGCAACAUCUCCAGAGCGUACACGCGCCCAUGACACCACCCAGCACCCCAUCACCACCUCAGUGUCCCAGGAGAAGAGUCCGGGAGGAGGAUCUCAUCUCGCCUUCCGGCUCCUCCCUGUCCACCCCGAAGCAGACCGGCAACGAGAAGACCCAAGCUCAUAGACCCAAGAAGAAACACGCCAGGAGGCUGAAAUUCGACGAAGACACCAGCAGCCCGGUCUCGGGCACCGUGAUCCUGGGUCCGGACGAGGCGGUGGUGACCGGCGACAUCGAUCCCGCCUUCAACAUCGUCGAGGUGACGGAGGAGGCUCGCGCCGAGCUCGCCAAGAUUGAGAACCGGCUCGGUCCGUACCAGUGCAAGCUCUGCCGGCAGCUUCACGAGGACGCUUUCCAGCUGGCGCAGCAUCGCUGCUCCCGAAUCGCCCACGUGGAGUACCGUUGCCCGGAGUGCGACAAGCGGUUCUCCUGCCCGGCGAAUUUGGCGUCCCAUCGACGUUGGCACAAGCCCAGAUUGCCCAACGCCGAUUCUGGCUCGUCUGCGACGUCGUCGUCCUCGCCCUCGUCCUCGUCGUCGUCCUCGUCGUCGGGGACCACCGCGGAGAUUCCGUGCACCAGAUGCGAGGCCAAAUUCACCAGACAAGCCGCUCUGCGGAAACAUCUCGCGACCCAGCAUCCGGAGACCAACAACAACGUCAGUAGCAGCAAUAACAAUAACAAUGUUCACGACGGUCAGGAGACUGUCGGCAAAGCGGACAUCGCUCAGACAGCGGCGAACAGCCAGUUGGCGAACGAGAUGACCUGACAUCAAUUUCCGGCGAGACCUCUGCCGAGGCGACCCGGCCUCUACUGGCGAUUCGGUCUUGAUUUGUAAGAGACACGCGGCUUUCGUCACUGUGAGUACACAAUCAAAACGCUAAGCAUGCUCGUUCUAGUAUUUCAAAAAAGUAAUGGAAAAGAGAAAAAAGGGAAAUGUAAAAAAAAAAAAAAAAAAAAAAUUAAUGUGAAAGAGAGAAAGAGUAUGGCUGUUAUUGUUAUUAAAUGGGAUACUUAAUUUCUAUAAUUGCACAGUUAAUUUUCAUUUGUUAUAUUUGUAAUAUCAAUAUCCCUUUGCAGAAAUUUUCUCUAAUCGAAUUUUUAAAGAUUAUUUUAUGUUUUAAUCC
Molecule: messenger RNA, 2057 nt
Organism: Nylanderia fulva
Lineage: Eukaryota; Metazoa; Arthropoda; Insecta; Hymenoptera; Formicidae
Biological process (GO): regulation of cell cycle process; neuron differentiation; negative regulation of transcription by RNA polymerase II
Cellular component (GO): nucleus; transcription repressor complex
Molecular function (GO): DNA-binding transcription repressor activity, RNA polymerase II-specific; RNA polymerase II cis-regulatory region sequence-specific DNA binding
Source: RefSeq, a predicted model, not a curated record